UCUGCCCAGCAUCAUCAUUCUAUCAUCGUCGGGGUCUGGCUGCCUGGGAUAGCAGAAAUUGCUGGUUGUUGUAUUUGCGACGGAACUGUCAAAGCUCAAUCGCUUUGGCUGAAGCAUGUGGGAUUAAAAGAAAAUAAAAGGACAAAAUACCUCCCUGGAUUUUGUUCCACGAUACUGUCUCUGCUUCGAAAUGUCGGGGAAAAUAGAGAGUAAAUCAGACUCCCAACGCUCCCAUUUGUCUUCCUUCACCAUGAAGCUUAUGGACAAAUUCCACUCUCCCAAAAUCAAAAGGACACCCUCAAAGAAAGUUAGUAAGCCGCCUUUAGAACAUGGCGUCAAGACUGCGGAGAAACCUGCAAACAAGAGUCUGAGUCGGUUAGAAGAGCAAGAGAAAGAUGUGGUCAGUGCCUUGCGUUACUUCAAGACCAUCAUUGACAAGAUGGCGGUGGACAAGAAGGUGCUGGAGAUGUUACCAGGCUCUGCCAGUAAGGUCCUGGAGGCCAUCCUGCCUUUAGUCCAAGUGGACGCAAGGAUCCAGCACAGCUCGGGGGUGUCCUCCUGUCUGAACCGUGUGUACCAGAGUCUGGGCAAUCUCAUCCGUUGGUCUGACCAAGUCAUGCUGGAGGGGGUCAACCUGGAUGAUAAAGAAACCAUCGUUACCGUCACCACUGUGAUCAAGGCAGUGCUUGAUGGUGUUAAGGAGCUAGUGAAACUGACCAUAGAGAAACAGGAGAAUCCUUCCCCCACGUCUCCUGUCAAACCAGUGCCAGUGGCCACCCCACCCGAAAGUGCUGCUGAGCCGCCUGCCAAUGAGAAGGAGAGUCUGGACAAGAGCUCAGCCACGUCCCAAUCUAUGGAAGUCCUGACUGAACCCACUGUAGAGGAGGAGGUGGUGGCUCCGCCAAAACCCCCUCUCCCUGGCCUCAAGAUGGCUGAACACAAUCCUCCAGCUCUCCCUCCAAAGAAGCGCCAGUCUGCCCCCUCCCCCACUCGGGUGGCAGUAGUGGCCCCCAUGAACCACGCCACCAGUGGCUCCAGUCUUCCCAUGGGCAUCGGCGUCCACAAACAGGAGUACGAGGUGGAUGCCCUGCAGCGGCGCUUCUCUGGGGGCAGCCAUUACUACAGAGGGGAGUCACCGCGCAUAUCCCCCUGCAAUAGCAUGGGCAAGCUGAGCAAGUCCGACGAGCAGCUGUCCUGGACAAUGGACAGUGGGCAGUGCUCACGCAACACCAGCAGUGAGGCUCUGGACACCACAGACCACUACGACCCGGACUACGACUUUCUGCACCAGGACCUGUCCAGCCUGGAGCAGAUGACUCCUGUGCCAGUGGGAGCGUGCCUCAGCCCCCUGCCUGAGUCCCACAGCGAGUCUUCCUCCCCCUGCCCUGGCCCCGGUCCGCCGCUGGCACAGCCCCACUUCAGCCCCCUCCAGGGCUCCUCCGUGUCCCCCCUCUACUCCCGCAUGACUUCCGCCCUGCCGCCCCCUGCCCUGCCGGAAAAGAAGCGCCGAGGUGGCGCCUGCUCGGGCUUUUCCGACGGCUCCUACUCGGGCUCCUCCUGGUGCAUUUCCUUUGAGCGCCACCCAUCCCAGUAUGACAACCUCAUGGAGGAGGACCUACCGCCUGUGCCCCCCUUCCCCCUGUUCACGCCCGACAUCUCGCCCCUGUGCCACGCCGCCGGGGGGUUUGUGUCCGAGUUCAGCGCCAGCGAGAUGACAGACGUACCUCAGAGUCCACCUCCACUCCCUGAGAAGAAGAGCCGUCACAUACUGAAGUACAUGCAGUUUGUGGAAGACUACUCGGAGCCCCAGCCCUCGGUUUUCUACCAGAUGCCACAGAGCAAGAGCAUCUAUGAGCAACGCAACAAGCGCUUCCAGGAAGUCUACGGCUUCAACGACUCGUUUAGCAGCAGCGACUCUGUCCACGAGCCCCUCCCACCCCCGGCACUGCCACCCAAACAGAGGCAGCUGGCCUCCCACUCUGCCUCUUCCUCGUCCUCUUCCUCGUCCUCUCUCUCCUGCCACCUUCAGCAGUCGCAGGCUGCAGUGGUGGUGGAGGAGGAGACUGGGGCUGCUCUCAGCAUGUCAGUCUCUAACUCCUCCCUGACCACCCCCAUGAGCAUGGACCUAGCGGCCCUGGGCAGUGGCAGCCCUGACCCUGUGCUGGUGGCCAACGGCUCUCUGGACAGCUCUGGUGGCUCUCUGGCUAUCUGUCUUCUUACUGACUCUUCUUUCUCUGACACUCGUCAAACCUCUUUGAGUGAAAGCGCUAACGAGGAAGGCGGGGAGGGAGAGUACGUUAAUCUGUACACAUCCAGCCAAGCCAACGGAGAUGGGCUCUCCCGCCGAGACUCGUCUGCCAUAGAUGACUCACUGGAGGACACUGCCUCAGAGAACCCACUGUGCAAUAACAAGGACAUGUCCGAUGACCGCCGAAGACAAAAGUCCUCUGAAGAUGGGCAGAGUAGCGAGGAGACUGAUGAGCUUUCCCUCAUCGAUCACAUGGAGAUCAUGUCCCGGUUAACACUAAAGCAGGAGAACGACGACGGUCCAGAUGUCCGAGCCGGAUCGGGAGAUAUUUUAUUAGUCCACGCCACAGAAACGGACCGCAAAGAUCUUGUCUUGUACUGUGAGGCUUUCCUGACGACGUACAGAACGUUCAUAACCCCAGAGGACCUCAUCAAAAAGCUGCACUGCAGAUACACCAGGUUUUGUCACUGCCCAGAUACCUUCAAGAAGAAAGUCAGCAAAAACACCUUCUUUGUUCUGGUCCGUGUGGUGGACGAGCUGUGUCUGGUGGAGAUGACGGAGGACAUCCUGAUGCAGCUGAUGGACUUAGUGUUCAGGCUGGUGUGUAACGGUGAGCUGAGCCUGGCCCGUGUGCUCCGCACAAACAUCCUGGACAAGGUGGAGCAGAGGAAGCUGCUGCGCUACACCUACUCCCUCAAACCACUGGCCGCAAGAGGUGUUGCCGCCAGACCUGGGACCCUGCACGACUUCCGAAGUCAUGAGAUCGCCGACCAGCUAACUCUCCUGGAUGCAGAGCUCUUCUACAAAAUUGAGAUCCCUGAGGUGUUGCUUUGGGCUAAGGAGCAGAACGAGGAGAAGAGUGCCAACCUCACACAGUUCACAGAGCACUUUAACAACAUGUCCUACUGGGUCCGCUCCAUAAUCAUUCUGCAGGAGAAAGCCCAGGACCGAGAAAAGCUCCUCCUCAAAUUUAUCAAAAUAAUGAAGCACUUACGGAAGCUAAAUAAUUUCAACUCAUAUUUGGCAAUAUUAUCUGCCUUGGAUUCAGCUCCCAUCCGAAGACUGGAGUGGCAGAAAACAACCUCAGAGGGCCUAGAGGAAUACUGCACGUUAAUAGACAGUUCCUCGUCGUUCCGGGUCUACCGAGCAGCACUGGCAGACGUGGAGCCCCCAUGUAUACCGUAUCUGGGUCUUAUCCUCCAGGACUUGACCUUUGUCCAUCUGGGCAACCCUGAUCAAAUCAACGGGAAGGUCAACUUCUCCAAGCGCUGGCAGCAGUUCAACAUCCUGGACAGUAUGAGGCGCUUCCAGCAGGUCCAUUAUGAUCUGAAACACAACGACGAUAUUGUCUCCUUCUUCAACGACUUCAGCGACCACCUGGCAGAGGAGGCUCUGUGGGAGCUGUCUUUGAAGAUCAAACCUCGGAACAUCACGCGGCGCAAAACAGAGCGCGAAGAGAAGACAUAAGAACAUGUCCCAGUGUAUUGGGCCUUGGGUCAUUUUACAAACUCUUCAUGAUUACAAGAGACUACAAACGAGAACUGUGAAGGCAGCUAAAAGACUGGGAUGUUUUUUUGUUAGUAGUUUACAGGACCUCUCCGAUUUAGGAUUCUCUGUUGUGGAUUGCACUGGGUCUCAGUCCGUGUGUGAGUAAAGCCAGUGGGAUAGACACUGUGCAGAGCACAAAGUGUUGGGAGGCUGGCAAAAACAUUCCUCAUGUUCACCUUUGUCGCCAACCUCAUCCACCCAAUGCCAUAUUAUGGGUAUAGAUAGUCCAAGCAUUUCAGGAUCUCACAACCAGAGACAUUGUCCUGACUAAAACCAUAUCAUACUGAUGUGUGCCAUGGGAAACACCACUCGGUGUCAUUCAGUUAAGGCUUUUUUUUAUACGGGACACCAGCCCUUUUUUUGAUGACACAAACUGGGGUGCCAUAACGCCUGACAUGGCAGAGAACCGCUGAAGGUGGUGCAGAACUUUGAGGCAAAUACCUCAAAUCACCCAGGUCUGCUUCAAGACUACUGGUGGUAAAGAUAUUACUGAUGCACAUAAGACUACAUUUUGUAGUUCAAGGAAGUGUUGUAUGAUACUGUCUGACUGAUGCAAUGCAGUUUUCCUUUUGUUCUUUAAAAGGAUGUGAAAAGGAUACUUCAGAAAUGGGGAGAAGUGAUAUGAAGUUUAUAUACAGUACCAGUCAAAAGUUUGGACGCACAUACUCAUUCAAGUGUUUUUAUUUUUACUAUUUUCUACAAACUAUGAAAUAACAAACAAAAAAAGUUUUACCUUUAUUUAACUAGGCAAGUCGGUUAAGAACAAAUUCUUAUUUACAAUGACCCCGGCCAAACCCGGACGAUGCUCCCAAUCACGGCCGGAUGUGAUACAGCCUGGAUUCAAACCAGGGACUGUAGU
Messenger RNA from Salmo salar (Atlantic salmon), 4655 nucleotides. The record is from RefSeq and is a predicted model, not a curated record. Lineage: Eukaryota; Metazoa; Chordata; Actinopteri; Salmoniformes; Salmonidae.